AUGCCUGCACUCACGGGCUCCACGUCAAGUAGCGGGAGUUCCAAGAACCUAGGGGACUAUCAAUUAGGAGAUUGCCUGGGCAAAGGCGCUUUCGGACAAGUGUAUCGAGCGCUGAAUUGGGCGACCGGGGAGACUGUAGCAAUCAAGGAGAUCCAGCUGAGCAAUAUUCCGAAGGGCGAGAUCGGAGAGAUUAUGUCCGAGAUCGACCUACUGAAGAAUCUCGAUCAUCCGAACAUUGUGAAGUACAAGGGUUUCAAGAAAGAACGGGAGUAUCUCUACAUAAUCCUCGAGUUCUGCGAGAACGGAUCACUUCACAAUAUAUGCAAGCGGUUCGGAAAGUUUCCGGAGAACCUUGUAGCCGUGUACAUAUCCCAAGUCCUCGAAGGGCUGGUAUAUCUACACGACCAAGGUGUCAUCCAUCGCGACAUCAAGGGCGCUAAUAUCCUCACAAACAAGGAUGGUUGUGUCAAGUUGGCUGACUUUGGUGUCGCUGCUAAAGCGACUCCAGGGGUAGUCAGUGACGCUACCGUGGUGGGGAGUCCUUACUGGAUGGCACCGGAAGUCAUCGAACAGUCGGGGGCUACCACUGCGUCGGACAUCUGGAGCGUAGGUGCUACGGUGAUAGAGCUCCUGGAGGGCAGGCCUCCGUACCACUUCCUUGACCCGAUGCCCGCAUUGUUCCGCAUCGUCCAAGACGACUGCCCUCCGAUUCCAGAGGGCGCGUCGCCCAUCGUCAGGAACUUCCUCGAGCACUGCUUCCAGAAGGACGCGAACUUGCGUAUAUCUGCGAAGAAGUUGCUGAAGCACCCUUGGAUGGUCGCGGCUAGGCGACAGAUGGGCGCCGAAGGCGGGUUUGGCCGCGGAGAGUCAGCAUCAGCCAAUCGGGAAGGAAGGAGACCACCCAGCAAUUAUAACUAUGACGAAGCUGUAUUGAAAGUGCAAGAAUGGAAUGAAGCACUCAAGUCUCCCUCACGACCGUCCAAGCAUCCAGCACGCGCUCGCCCAACAACCCCUCCAGAUUCGCCCUUAUUUGACAUAUCGAAUGGCCCUGGCAUACCGGCAUCAACCUCCGCGGGCUCUCAACCUACCGUAACUCCUGGAUGGCGUAUGCCUACCAUUUCCAGCAGCAAGGCACCUACAGUCAUCGUUCCACCACGCAUAGUCGAACCAGAAGAGCAGACGGAUAACUGGGAUGAUGACUUCGAGGAGGGAAUAUCCUUCUCGAAACUACAAGCCCUGGAAAAGACGCCUGCUGAAGAGGAAAAGCUUGAAGCCGACGAGAACGCUCAGACCAUUCGUCCAAAUCGGAGCCCACCAGCCAAAUCGCCCAUGCCUUUGUCAAAGCCGCCAGCAGAGACAAUAGGUCCUAUCGUUGAGGACUACUCGGAUCUUGCAUUCGACGAGGAUGACGAUAAGUUGGAGGAGAAGCUCAUGGACUUCAAGCUGAAGACAUCGUCUCGGCGGGGGUUAUAUCAUCCAGACGAUAUCAAGACAUUUGGCUUGGGUCAAAUAUCCCCAGGCCCCAAGACUGCGCCCCUUCCGGAGCUGGACCGAAAGCCCUCCCGACCAUCUCUCAGUCCUAGGACGUCUUCCCCCAACGCUUCAGCAGGCCCUUCUACAUCGCGCCCCUCGCAUUCUCGCUCAUCGUCAUUCGCCGGUUCACCCGGGGGUUCGCUUGGCCGUUCGGAAAUUAAACGCCUCGCGAGCCAGGCCGAGUUCGAUAAGUAUGCAGAAGAUGACGAUGAGGACUAUGACGAUGUUUUCGGCAAACCGAAUGGCAACACGAAUGGAGCUGCCUUGCAGAGAUUGCAGUUAACCACGCGCCUCUCCAGCAGAUCAUGGCUUGGUGAUGAUGACAUCGACGAAGAGGAUCCAUUCGCCGAGAUCGACGAAGGAUUUUCAGAAGACGAUCUGGAGGCUAAUCUGCAACGAGAUAAAUACGCUCGGAUGUGCAAUGCAGUGAAUCAGCUGCUAGACGGGCUGACUCCAUCAGCACCGGACUUUCAAUUGCGCGACGCUUGUGAUCAGCUUAUGACCAUUCUGCAAGAUGUACCGGAGAUGCAGGAGCAACUAGUCUCUUCCCACGGCAUGCUUGCAAUACUGGAAGUUCUGGAGGGUAAAUGUUCCCGGGAUGUUGUCUUGAAGUUGUUGCAAAUAGUCAAUCUGCUUGUCACCGGUGACAUGGGUUUCUUGGAAAGUUUCUGUCUAAUAGGAGGCAUCCCAGUUGUAAUGGGUUUUACUUCCAAGAAGUACCCCUCUGAAUGCCGCCUGGAAGCGUCCCACUUCAUCGGGCUUUUGUGUCAAUCGUCUGUUUUGACCCUUCAGAUGUUCAUUUCAUGUCGGGGUCUCAAGGUUUUAGUGGACCUCCUCGACGAAGACUACGCAGAACAGACGGAACUUGUGGUCCGUGCUCUCAAUGGCAUAAGGAGUGUCUUUGAGUUGCAGAGUCCUACCAAGAAGAACGACUUCUGUCGCAUGUUCAUCAGAGAAGGCCUACUGGACCCUCUCUCCUCCGCCCUGCUUAAUGUGAUGGCGACCACGGAGGAGAAAUCCGCGGACAUCAAGGGACGAAUAAUCCAGAUCAUUCUGAUAUUUUGCCAAGUAUCUGUGUCCGAUAUCCACGUCCGCAAUGCUCUUGGGACCCGAAAGGUCAUAAGACGUUUCUUACGUGCCUGCGAGUUGCUCGACGGCGACCAUUUGGUGCAGAUGCUGAAAGCCGUUAAGCAUUUAUCCAUGAAUGCCACCCUGCUUGACGUCUUACAGAAUGCCAAUGCCAUCGAGAUCCUAUGUCGCAUUCUGGACGAGCAGAGUUCGGGCCCACGCAGUACGGACGUAUCAAAUCACAUCUUCCAAACCUGCUAUAACCUCUGCCGGCUGAAUAAGUCACGACAGGAAGAGGCUGCGCAAGCUGGCAUAAUUCCGAGCUUGAAACGCGUCAUCGAGUCCAGCUCUCCCCUGAAGCAAUUUGCUCUGCCUAUUUUAUGUGACCUAGCGAGUGCAGGGAAAACAUGUCGAGUUCUACUGUGGCAACAUGACGGCCUGCAGAUCUACCUGAAGCUGCUGGAGAAGGACCCUUACUUCCAAGUCAGCGCCCUGGAAGCUAUUGUCUCCUGGCUUCAAGACGAGACUGCACGCGUUGAAGAUCAGCUCAUGAAGCCCGAGGCUGUCGAUGCGCUGCUGAACUGUUUCGUCACAGCCAAGGCGAACUCCUUUGAGAACCUGCUGGAUCCGUUCCUCAAGAUCUGCCGUAUCUCUACUGGUAUCACCAUCGCCAUCGCCAAGAGCCAGUUCUUCAAGCGCAUAAUCGAGAAGCUAGGCCACAGCAAACCCGUCGUGCGGCUCAAUCUGCUCCGUCUGCUGCGCAUGGUAUGCGAGGUCCACCCGAACCGUGCGAUACUCGUCGAACGCUACGGUCUCUACGAGAUGGUGGAGAGACUGAGCAAGGACGACGGCGCUGUGCUUGUGAGAGAGCUUGCGAGGGAGAUCAUGCCUACUCUGGCGCCGGCGCUCAAGCCAGCCAGCACCCGAUCCAAAAACGAGGGUGAGGCGCACGGCUUCGGAGGGGACAUCAGCGCUCUUCUCACCAGCCCCGAGCUCGGUGUCGCGUACUGCAUCCGGGCAAGGAGGCGGGACGAAACCCAAGUCAUCGUCGCGGCUGAGGUUGAAUGA
Molecule: messenger RNA, 3669 nt
Organism: Gloeophyllum trabeum ATCC 11539
Lineage: Eukaryota; Fungi; Basidiomycota; Agaricomycetes; Gloeophyllales; Gloeophyllaceae
Exons: 23
Coding region: 1-3669 (1222 amino acids)
Biological process (GO): protein phosphorylation
Cellular component (GO): cytoplasm
Molecular function (GO): ATP binding; protein serine/threonine kinase activity
Source: RefSeq, a predicted model, not a curated record